Molecule: messenger RNA, 1403 nt
Organism: Asparagus officinalis (garden asparagus)
Lineage: Eukaryota; Viridiplantae; Streptophyta; Magnoliopsida; Asparagales; Asparagaceae
Product: UBP1-associated proteins 1C-like
Exons: 3
Coding region: 82-1086 (334 amino acids)
Molecular function (GO): nucleic acid binding; zinc ion binding
Source: RefSeq, a predicted model, not a curated record
CUUCUGUGCUCUUCCUCCGCUGUAAAGGAAGUCUGCUUCUUUUCUUUCCUGUUUGUUACCUCUAGUCAAAUAUCUAGUAUCAUGUACAUAUGGUGGAAGGUUUUUCUAGGAUUUUUACCUUCAGUUGAAGAGCUUCUCAUGUUAAAAAUACUAGUGCCCUGCUCAUUAUUUGCUGUGGUGAUCCAUUUUAUCCACACGAGAAGGAGAAAAGGUUGCAUUGGAUUAGAAGGUCCAAUGCGUUCAAGGGCGGAGUUAGAAGAACUAGAGAAGGAGCUUUACGCAGAGAGGAUUAAAGCUGAGAUCUUAACUCUGAGGAUCUCACAGAGGAGGAUGCUCGAGGAGGAAGCAAGGCAUGACUUGGAGGUUUCUUGUGCAGUGACGACGGAGCAGCUCAGGAGGUCCCGUGAACCUUCGCAGAUACAGGUCACACAAGGGCCGAACGACAAAGUCACUGAAACCAAGAGGAAGCUACCUAGAAAAAUCGCAGGACCCAGUAAUAACCUCAAACUCAAGCCGGACUGGAGCUGCGCACUCUGCCAAGUCAGCAUAACGAGCGAGAAGGCCCUCAACGACCACCUCCAAGGGAAGAAGCAUCAAGCAAAGGUUGCUGUUGAGUUGAGUUCCAUCAAGAAAGCUCCAGAGCUGCCAUUACUCGAGAACAAAAGCCAUAAUCACCGCUCCUCAUCCACACCAACGCCUACACAAGAGAACUGGAGCUGUACAGCCUGCGGAGUCAGGACAACAAGCGUGCACGAUCUCAACAGCCAUCUCAAAGGGAAGAAGCACAAAGCAAAGGUUGCUGAGCUCAAAUCCAACAAGAAAUCUUCAGAGCCAGCAUCACUUCAGAAGGGAAGCCGUGAUCGCAGCCCCACACCGACAUACAAGCCCACGGGACAAGUCAAGCAAGGCCCGAAAGGAGGUAGUAAGGUGAUGUUCCUUGUCGACGGAAAGCUGCAUGAAGUUCUUGAAGAAGGCGUGUUUCUUUGGUGCACUUUGUGCAACGUAAAGUGCAACAGCGAUGAUGUCAUGAUUCAACACUUCGGAGGAAAGAAGCAUUUGGCAGAGGAAUCACGGAGGGGCAGGUAGAGAGAGGACGACGAAGCGAGACUAAGUUGACGAGGAAGCUCAGAGCAAGCUACUAGUCGAUCGAACUUUGUCGAUCUCGACAACUUGCGUGACUCAUGUAUGUUCAUGUGUUGUGAAUGAUGGAGUGCUAUAGGGGGUUUAUAACCUGGUAUCAUUAGAUGUGUUUAUAUUAAUUUGAUGGAUAUGUUUGGUUGGAAUAUUGCAAUCUCAAAGAAGUUGUUUGUAAACAUAAAACACAUGAGAGAUAGGGGAACCUAUUUCCAUGUUAGGAAUAUAUUUAUAAUAACCUUGGAGAAUGCUUCUUAGUUGAUGUUAGA